This is a messenger RNA of Eupeodes corollae, 5273 nucleotides long. Its product is annotated as GTPase-activating Rap/Ran-GAP domain-like protein 3. The transcript has 15 exons. Lineage: Eukaryota; Metazoa; Arthropoda; Insecta; Diptera; Syrphidae. Gene Ontology annotation, molecular function: GTPase activator activity. The record is from RefSeq and is a predicted model, not a curated record. Bases 1225 to 4401 code for a protein of 1058 amino acids. Gene Ontology annotation, cellular component: cytoplasm. Gene Ontology annotation, biological process: regulation of small GTPase mediated signal transduction; activation of GTPase activity.
GGCGUGAAAGUCGAAAUACCGAACAAAAAAAUUAUAACGUCCAUAAAAUAAAACACGUCCUUAAUCGAAUAUUUUAAGGAAUAUACUAUACAUAGACCUACCAUACCAUACCGUAGCCAUAUAACAACGAAUAAAAAUAUGUGAUUUUGUUUACUUAAACUUAAGCUCUCUCACAAAAAUAUACGAAAUUAAAAUACGUGUUUGAGUUACAAAAUCGAAGACGGAAAAAUAAGAAAACAACAAAAUACCUACCUACCUAAAAUCAAUUUUAAUGAACGGCGAGCAAUAAUAUAAUUUUUACCGGGUGCGUGAUGAAGACAAUCUGAUAGAGCAAUUUUUGUUGUUUUUAUAGCCUUUGUCGACCCUUAAUCCUCAUAAAACGGCCAUAGCUCCUGCCUGUAUUUACUUAAAGCUAAACUCGGUUGCAAAGUGUAAAAGUCACAACCUUAAGGUAACAGCAGCGCUACUGAUGAAUCAAGUCAUUUCGGUCACGAUUCGUGUGUUUUUUUGUGCGUGUCCUUGAAGCCUCCUGCACUAUAACCUACUACGUAUUAAAUUUCAACAUUAAAGUGUCCAUUUGAAAAAAAAAAUACAUACCUGCUCCUGCUUCCAUAUCAUCACGUGAAGUGAAGCAUUGUAAACUCCAUAAAUAUACACUAAGUUGUAAUUUAACUACUUACCAAUCCAACAAGGCAGAAGGAUAUUCACCGCUGACGCUGCGCUGGCUGGUUGGUGGAGGAUAUACAUUUUACUACCAUGACAUUGCCAACGAAGCCGCACAACGAAUAUAGGUCAUCAAAACAAAACGAAAAGUAGUGUAGCUAUAUUUUUUUUAGCCCGCUACGAGCUACAACUUCAACUACAAAUCAACUUCCUACAUGUAGUAGGUAUAUCGAUAUGCACAGCACACUCAUUCAGAGGUCCUUGUGAUUCAAAUGUGAAACUUUGCAUUCCGCGACUCUUGACCUCUUUUCUCUAUUUUCAUUUUUCCAAUUUCCCUCGGUAAUUGUUGUUGCAAUAGUUUCGAACGUAAUUCUUCAUACUUUUCUUGGUGUUCCUGUACAUGUCCUUACUCACGCUGCUCUGCUGUACGGGGUUAUACGAGUUACCUUAUGUCUUUUGGGUUAUCUGUUACGUGUUUGAUUCGGGUGCAUUCAAGAGUGUUAAACUACUAUCAUCUGACUAGGGCUGUAGCGCAGCUUGAAAGUGGAGAAGAAAAAGAAGAUGCUGUGCUUUAAUCUCAAAUUGGCUACCAUUUUUCGAUCGUAUCGUGAGGAGUCGGUACGUGACCGUAGUCAAAGUUUAUGUGCACCUCAGAAUCGGGCCCCACCAAAUAAGGAUAUCGGUGCAUUGAGAGUUCUUCAGCGUCGAGCUUCGAGUGUGAUCUCUUCAGCAACUGAAUUGAUUUCAAGGCGAGGAGUAUUUGCACGUCAUCAUUAUGGAUCUGUUGACCAGCUGCCACAAUCGGAACUUGAUGGAUUCGAUCCGAAUUUCAAAAGAUUUCGAAUUGAAAAUGGAGAAUCUCUUGCAGAAAAGGAUGAGGUAUUUGGUUCGCCGAGCACACCAAUCCUUGAAAAUCCUGAACAUCAGACAAGAUGGUAUUUCAAAUACUUUUUGGGCAAACUUCAUCAAAACUAUGUUGGGUUAGAUGUGGAAAAAAACCCAUACUUUUUAUCGGUCGUAUCACAGGAAUCUGGAAAUCAAGGUUCACCAUUGAAUAGGGCGAUUUUAUUUAGGAAACAGGGUGCACAAAAGAUUGCCUUGCCAUGCAGUGCUGGGCAAAAAUUGACAGUCAAGCAGAUUUUGGCCCACUUCUCAGGCAUAGAUGCUUCAACCAAAAACCCCAAGGAAAUAUACUCAGCCGAUAUACAAAAGGACUUGCUGUUGCUGGAGGAGCAAGAGGGUUCGGUUAAUUUCAAAUUCGGAGUGGUUUAUAUGCGACAAGGACAAGAGUGUGACGAUGAGAUGCUCAGCAAUGAGGAUUCCAGUCAAGAUUUCGAAGAAUUCCUUGAUGUGUUGGGGGAGCGUGUUCGACUGAAGGGAUGGGAUCGCUUCCGAGGUGGCUUGGAUGUGAAAGGUGAUAUGACAGGAAAAUAUUCAGUGUACACACUAUACGAAGGACAUGAAAUAAUGUUUCAUGUGUCGACAUUGCUGCCUUUUUCCCGGGAUAAUCGACAACAGGUGGAACGGAAACGUCAUAUUGGAAAUGAUAUUGUUAAUAUUGUUUUUAUCGAUCAGAAUGCCAAUAAUACUGAUAAAAUUUUACCAACAAGUUUUGACCCUAUGUGGAUUAAAAGCCAAUUUACUCAUAUUUUCGCUGUUGUGACUAAAGUAGAGAACACUUAUCGUUUAGCUAUUUUCUGUGAUGAAACUGUACCUCCGUUUGGACCAACUUUACCGGAUCCACCUGAAUUUUCUGAUGUUUUUAUGUUUCGUGAAUUUCUCCUUGUAAAAUUGAUAAAUGCUGAAAAAGCUACUUUCCAAACACCAACUUUCUCCCAAAAACGUGAGCGUACUCUUGAAAUGCUUAUUAAGGAUCUUCACGAAGAGUAUGUCCACGACAGCAAAUUGAACAUGUUAAAUAGACGAGCCUUCUCUGAAGUGCUGUACGACGUGCCACGUGCUUCAAAACUCAAAGAGGACGCAAGACAAAUUGAAUUUGUUAGAAUUGGACAGGCGCUCAAAUUGGAAGCUAUCGUGCGUGGUGAUGCCCCCACGAGCAUAGCAUCAGCUAGUCCUUGUACCAUAUUCAAAAAACCACCAUGGGAGCCACAAUGUUUUUAUCCAGCAUUUCAACAUCGAGGAACCCUGGCAGGAGAUUCAUUUAAUCAUGAUAGUAUAUUCAUAGCCACCGAUGAUGGUACUUUUCUUAUAAAGGAUGACCAAUCGCUGCAGCUGGUAUUUGAUAAGACAUUUUUUGUGAAGCAAUUGAGUGUGCUGGAAGAACAUGGGUUGCUGAUAAUUCGUGGCGGAUCUGCUACAAACCGGGAUUCUAAUCGAAUUCAUGUUUUUCGAUUAAGAGAAUUCAAGGACGAAGCUAUUAGAAUUAGGGGUCGAAAUGAAGUUAAGGACAGACGUAUAGAACGCUCAAGAGGGUGCCAUUUGUAUGCAAGUUCUAAAAUCAAUGGUGGGCAUCUGCGUUUGGUGGUGGCUGUGGGCAAGAAGCUCCAGCUAUUUCAGUGGAAGCACACUGCAGCAUGGGCAUCGUGGUGCGCGGAAAGUGAUACGGAGACAGUGGAUGGAUUUAUUUUCCAGAAGGAGAUUCAACUAUGUGAAACACCGGCUAUAAUGACACUGCUCGAAGGCCCCACGAACACAAAUGCUGGAGGUCUAAUUUGUGUUGGAUACAGGUAUUACUAUGAAGUUGUCUGUGAUCAGACUGGAUCAGCAACACGUCUCUUUGAAGUUGACGCAUCCAAACGAAAUCAAACGCAACUAAAUGCAGCAAUCGAACUAUGUGAUGGUCAGGAAACGGAGCUUUUACUGUGUUAUAAUCAUACUUGUCAUUUUCAAAAAUUGAAUAAGGACACAACGUCCACAGAAUUUGAUUUUCAUUGGAAUACAUCGCCCACAUCUAUUGUCUGUGCUUUUCCCUACAUUUUCGGAUUCACUUCUGACUCAAUUGAGAUUCGAUUGUUGGUCAAUGGAAAUUUGGUGCACACGGCCAUAAUGCCAGAACUUCAGCUGAUCACAUCGAAACGUGAUAUCUAUUUUGUUACAACUGCACCGGAAUUUAUAUCCAAGGAUUUGAACAUCAAAGGACUGCAGAUAAAUGAACACACUCCUGAGCGAAAGGUUAAGAAAACUCCAAGUGAUACGUCAUCCAGUGAGGAACUAUCGCGCACCCCUGAGCGGAAGAAUUUCGUUGAAAUUCCCAUAAAUCCUGAGAAUGAGCUUCAAACCCUUCUGGCUCUUCCAGUUAGGUGUGAUGGUGGAAACCCAUCGAUACAGCGAGCAAGAUCACUCCAAAAAACGAACAACGUCAACGAAGAUCAAAAGCCCAUAAUAGCCAAGAGUAAUUCAUGUGGGGAUCCGUAUCGAUCGGACAAUGGUAAGGACAAGGAACCAAGUGUCCCUCCGAACUCGCCUCGAAGUCAGCAACAAACCCAACAGCAGCAGAAAUGUGGUUCCCCAAUGUCUCCCACCAAGCGAAACUCCAAGUAUAGGAACCUCUUCACAAGCAGCUCAGGCGACACCUCCUUCAGUUCGCCCGAUCGACUGAAACCCCUGCGCAUCUAUCGAAUACCCUUGUCUAAAUUAACUGGCACCCAUUCACACUUUCAUGCACAUUCCUUCAGCACUUCAACAUCAUCCUCUGGCUCGUCAGCUGCAACUGCAACAACAACAACUUUCAAGCACUCGAUAGAUGUCCCUACAAUUGCGAGUCGUUCCUAUGAAUGACAUCCGAAUGUGCUUGAAUUUGGCAAUAAUUUAACUGAAUUAAAAGUCAAUGGCAAGGGAAUUGAUACGAACGAAAACUCGACGAAUGACUCAGAGACAGUGCUGUGCAAUAAUAUGUGUAAUUCGAUUGAUUUUCAAUAUUUGAUCUCACAACAACUUAUGAGGUUUCAACAAAACAAAAGCAGACAAAACUGAAUUGAAAAUUAAAAAAAAAAUACCCAACCUUAAAAAUUUAUAAGCUAUAUAGGGACUGCAAAAUAUACUUUUCUUAUAGAACAACAACAAAACAAAAAAACUUUCUAUUGCUAUUUUUAAAAUAUAAAAGUGUUGAAAUUUUUCUUAGAGAAAAGAUAAGACAUGAACGUGACAUUUUUGACAACAUGACUGCAGAAUUUAGCAUUGUAUUUGUGUCAUUUUCUAACUGUAAAUUACUACCUAUACGAGUAUAUAUCAAACUACUUUCAUUUAUGUUUCACAUUGUCUGUAUAUUAUUUUCAUUUUCACAUUUGUAUGCAUUCAAAAUAUAUAGCCAGUCUUUCUUAAAUCACAAAAUCGCUGUUUAUAAUGUCUUGAAUUUUAGACUAUGUUGUUUCAAAACAUUUAAAAAAAAACAACAACAUUUUGUGAUCUUAAAAAACUUAGUUUGACUGUUCUAUUUACAUCUACAAUACAUACAUACAUCUAUGGAUUAGAUACUCUUUCUGUGUUCUGUAAAAUUAACAUCAAAAUAUUUAAGAAGAAAAUAACUGUGUUUACAUAAUAUAUUAUAUUAUUAACAUAUUAUAUAUAAUUAUAAAGAAAACAAAAUAAAAGUAAAUUAUAUAUUAAAAGAAAAUGUUAUACCACUAAAAAAUUUAUAUAAAUGUAUGUUU